CCGCGGUCCAGCUUCAUCCACUUCCUCUUAUAAUGAAUGUCCCUAUCCUAUCUUAAGGGAAAAACUGGAGUUUAUAAAUGAAUUAAUAAUCUCAUCUGCAUCUCCAUUUUGUUUACUACAAAUUAAAAGCUGUUUCUUUUUUCCCAAGAAGCUGAAAACCUGAAAGUACGCACUUUUAGAGUUGAAAGAAAAAAAUGGAAAGUGGGUUUAAGAAAUACAGUGGUCAGAAGAAAGAAAAUGAUUUGUUUCAUGUAAUUCACAAGGUUCCUUGUGGCGACGGGCCUUAUGUCAGAGCUAAACAUGCUCAGCUAGUCGAGAAGGAUCCGGAAGCAGCAAUCGUAUGGUUUUGGAAAGCUAUAAAUGUCGGGGAUAGAGUGGAAAGCGCCCUUAAGGACAUGGCUGUUGUCAUGAAGCAACUCAACCGAUCUGAAGAGGCAAUAGAGGCAAUCAAGUCUUUCCGAGGUUUUUGUCCUAAGACAGCCCAAGAAUCACUCGACAACGUGCUCAUCGAUUUGUACAAGAAAUGCGGAAAAGUUGACGAACAAAUAGCGCUGCUAAAGCAUAAGCUCAAGUUGAUAUAUCUAGGGGAGGCUUUCAAUGGGAGGCCCACGAAAACCGCACGUUCUCAUGGGAAGAAGUUUCAGGUCUCUGUCAAACAAGAAACUUCUAGAAUAUUGGGGAACUUGGCUUGGGCUUAUAUGCUGAAGUCCAAUUUUCUAGCAGCAGAGGCCGUGUACCGUAAGGCCCAGAUGAUUGACCCGGAUGCCAACAAGGCCCUAAACCUGUGCCAUUGCCUUGUCAAGCAGGCCCGUUAUGAUGAGGCCCGUUUGGUUCUUCAGGAUGUGCUGCAGCACAAGCUUCCGGGCUCAGAUGACUUGAAAAGUAGAAACCGGGCCGAUGAGUUGUUGUUGGAAUUGGAUUUGCAGCCUGGAAACAGCCCGUUUUUGCCGAGUUAUAUGGGCGUUGUGAGUUUCGAAGAUGAUUUUGCCGAGGCACUCGAACGUGUGAUCAGGGAAUGGGCCCCUGCCAGGUCAAGAAGGCUGCCCAUUUUUGAAGAGAUUUCUCAGUUUAGAGAUCAGUUGGCUUGUUGAUGUAUAUGUGGUGAUUUAACUUUUUCUCAUGUAUAUGGUGCUUGGACCUUGUCUUACAAAAGGGGUGAUAUAGUGUGAAUCAAUGAUCCAUUUGGGGUUCCCUCUUUUGUUUUUUCUUUCUUUGUUUGUUUUGUGGAGAAGUUGGUGGCCAAUAUCAGAAUAUGUUAAAACUAAAAAGAAAUUGGAUUAGAAGAGGUAAAAAUUGUCGUCUUUUGUAGUGUAGUUUAAAUAAUGAAUUUUAUCAAUUUAGGUCACUGUCAUGUAAGACAGGUUUAAUUGUCAAUUCGGAGCUCACUGAUAGAUUAUAU
Molecule: messenger RNA, 1399 nt
Organism: Striga asiatica
Lineage: Eukaryota; Viridiplantae; Streptophyta; Magnoliopsida; Lamiales; Orobanchaceae
Source: the annotation of a GenBank genome assembly